Molecule: messenger RNA, 805 nt
Organism: Zonotrichia albicollis (white-throated sparrow)
Lineage: Eukaryota; Metazoa; Chordata; Aves; Passeriformes; Passerellidae
Product: protocadherin beta-15
Biological process (GO): homophilic cell-cell adhesion
Cellular component (GO): plasma membrane
Molecular function (GO): calcium ion binding
Source: RefSeq, a predicted model, not a curated record
ACCGGGAGCAGCUGUGCGCCCAGUCCGACACCUGCAUGCUCCCCUUCGAGCUGCUGCUCUCCGACCCCCUGCAGUUCUUUCGGGUCGAGGUGACUGUGAAGGAUAUCAAUGAUCAUUCACCUGUUUUCCGAGAAGAUCGAGUCAGUUUUAAGAUCCUGGAAAGGAGUGACCCAGGCUCUCGUUUCCCACUGGAGGUAGCUCGAGACCUCGAUAUUGGCAGGAACACAGUCCAGGAGUACAGCAUCUCUCCCGAGAACGAUUAUUUCAGUGUCUCGUAUGGAAGUCGGACUAAUGGUGACAAAUAUCUUGAACUUGUUUUGGAAAAGUCACUAGACCGAGAGGAGCAUGCAGAGAUGGGUUUCAGUGUUAUUGCUGUAGAUGGAGGCUCUCCUCCCAGGAGUGGAACCAUCGAGACAUCUAUUAUCAUUGUAGAUGUAAAUGACAAUGCACCCAAAUUUACACAAGAUCGUUAUAUUGGGAAGGUUCAGGAAAACAUGCCAGAAGGCUCUGUGGUUCUGAAUGUGCUGGCAACUGAUCCGGAUGCAGGAGUUAAUGGAGACAUCUCCUAUCAACUCAAUGAAGUUGUUGGUCAGAGUGAUUCAGCAUUUGUGAUUGAUCCCCUAACUGGGGAAAUUAAACUCACAAAACCACUGGACUUCGAGACAGCAGACGCUCACGAGCUCAGUGUGAGAGCCACAGAUGGUGGGGGCCUGUCAGCAAUCUGCAAGGUGUUGGUGGAGGUGGUGGAUGUGAAUGACAAUGCCCCAGAGCUGGUGGUCAGUUCCUUCAGCAGUCCCCUCCCCGA